UAACUUAAGAGAAAUGGACACAAAUGAAAAAGACAUGUAUAUUAUGGCCAUCUUACAAGACGACCGCGCCACGGCAACAACUAAGAAAGGAAAAAAGAGGCAACGGAUGCGUUAUACAUUUAAAUUUAAUGGGUCCAUUGUUUGCAGGAGAACAUUUCACCUCUGCUAUGACAUAGGAAGAAGUGCCUUACAAGGUCUAAUGGCGCACAUGGCAACAAAUGGGAUCGUUCCAAGGACCCAUGGAAAUACUGGAAGACGGCCCAAGCAUGCCCUAACGUUUGACGAUGUGCAGCGCGUGGUAAAGUUUCUCCUGAACUAUGCAGAACGUGAGGGGUUACCAAUGCCUGCAGCUCCAAGAGGGCGAGACAAUAUUCCACCAACUUAUCUCCCUGCAAGCGAAACGAAACUGAAGACAUUCAAGGAAUAUGAGAAACAGGCUGUAGAUUCGGUGGUUCCCAUUCGAUGUGUGAAGCUGACCGCCUUCAAGACAAUUUGGUCGACAUGUAUACCCCAUAUCAAAAUCGCAUCUCCGCGUGACGACGUCUGUGCUACAUGCGAAAAAAUCAGGAAACGCGUGAUGGACGCUGUCGAGGAAGACGACAAAAAAGAAGCGGCGGAUGCAUACAGCGCUCAUAUAACGAAGGCACAACAGGAACGGGAGUUGUACAAUGACUGUAUACGUCGCAGUACGGAGACGCGUCACACCGCUGAAUGUGAGCGGUACCACCAUUUCACGUUUGACUUUGCCCAAAGUGUUAGCCUGCCGCAUUACUACAGACAAAUGGGGCCCUUAUUCUUCUUGUCCCUUCGGAAGAUCAGUAUAUUUGGAUUCCGAAUAGAUGGCGACCCACACCAGCUGAAUUUCCUCAUCGACGAGAACGAGACCCUGGGGAAAGACGGUUCGAAAUCACACGGACCAGAUGCCGUCAUUUCAAUGAUAGACUGGGCCCUUCAAAACUACGGCGGCCAAUCAACGUCUUGCUCCAUCCACGCCGAUAAUUGUCCAGGUCAGAAUAAGAAUAAGUAUCUCGUGGGCUACUUCAUGUGGAGAGUCAUGACCGAACAGCACAGUACCAUUGAGUAUCUUAUGCAAAUACCAGGACAUGCAAAAUGCCUCGUGGAUAGUGGGUUUGGAAAUGUGAAGCGAUUGUACAGGAGAACGGACUGUGAAAGCCUGGAUCAGCUGGAGGACGUUGUGAAUAAAUCCUCAUAUUCUAACACAGCGGUUCGUUAUCCAGCAUGGUCUUGGAGAAACUGGAAAGGCUUCCUGGGCGAUCAUUUCAAAGCACUCAAUGGAAUAAGGAAGUACCAGUACUUUCGAUUUUCGUCCACUGAGCCUGGUGUCGUUGUAGUAAGAACGUCGCGAGAUGCAGAGGAGGACACGCUGAACGUUCUAAAGGAUCCUGCCUUCCGGUUCGAGACCCAAGCCCAACCGGAUGUUGUUCAAGCUGCAGGAUUUAGCCAUCCCCGACAAGAAUCAUUAUAUAAAUGCGUCCGACCAUACGUUCGGCCUCCGUAG
Mya arenaria is the source of this 1519-nucleotide messenger RNA. RefSeq lists its product as uncharacterized. The coding region runs from base 14 to 1519 and encodes 501 amino acids. The record is from RefSeq and is a predicted model, not a curated record. Lineage: Eukaryota; Metazoa; Mollusca; Bivalvia; Myida; Myidae. The transcript has 5 exons.